Cephus cinctus (wheat stem sawfly) is the source of this 10968-nucleotide messenger RNA. RefSeq names its product TLD domain-containing protein 2 (gene mtd). NCBI's taxonomy places the organism in Eukaryota, Metazoa, Arthropoda, Insecta, Hymenoptera, Cephidae. The transcript has 19 exons. Gene Ontology annotation, cellular component: nucleus. Gene Ontology annotation, biological process: response to oxidative stress. The coding region runs from base 1197 to 5708 and encodes 1503 amino acids. The record is from RefSeq and is a predicted model, not a curated record.
GGUAUAGCAAGUUGCUGUAUAAAUACAAGCGAUUCGACCGCACGCGCUUCAGUCUGCUUCAGUCUCGUCGAAAGGUCCCCGAGUGUUUUUGUGCGUCUUUCCUUCCUUUCUCGAUUCUUUUCCUUUAUUGACAUCAAGAUUUGACAUUGCAAUUAGAAAUCGGAUACGAGGAAUAAGUUGGUGCGCGCAACGGAAUCUUGCGGACGAGUAAAAAACCAAGGAGGGAAGAAUGAAGAUAGGAUGAGAAAGUUACAAGUAUCCCUUAGAAAACGUAACAGUUGGAUACACGAGUUGUUUCCUUUGACAGAGCAAAUCGGCUUAUUCUCGUUGUCUGCUAAUAGUGGAAAAUACACAAAGUGAAAGUGCGCCUUAACGAAGAAUCGGUAAAGCCGAGAUACUCUCGCCACAGUGAAGUGUCGAAUAUUCUAUUAUUCAUUUUUACUCCAGUGAUUCCUCCUGACUCCGACUGCGUAUUCGUUUGCUCGUUAUCGUUCAUCGCGCAUCCCCCCCGCCCACCCCGUUAGUUUCGUAACCUCUUUUUGUAGGAGUCCAAAAGUGUUUUCAGUGCGUCGACGCACGCUCGAUUUUUCAUCGAGCCGUCUCGAAUCGGACCGUCUUUACGGUGCUUUUAUCGCUGCGAUAAGGAUUAUUUUCGUGUACAUUUGAUUAGACCAUUUUUCAUUAUUUCCAAAGUGCCUGUUUUAUUCGCAUUCCUCUUUACGCUCGGAUACGCUUCUCGGCGUAUGACAUUUCGACGUCUGGAUGAAAGUAGCGUCGUAAGAAAUUCGAAUUGUGAACGCUGACUGGGAAAGCCUCCGUUAAAGUGACAAGAUUGUCGAGAAGUUUUCUCUUGGAGGCGAAGUCAACCGGAGGACUGAAAGUAACGGUAAAAGAAUGCCAGGAUCAUCGCGGGAACGAUAGAUCAGAGUCGGCAGAGAGAGAGAGAGAGAGAGAGAGAGAAGCACCGUGCUUGGAAAGAAACAUGUCACUGGCGCAGUAGCUGCUUCCAACUCGCAUGUCGUUUCCCAAUGAAAAACACAAUACUUCCAAGAAGCGUAAUGCGUGCUACGAUUAUGGAAACUCCGUGAGUGAUUGUGGGCGUAUUGUUUAGGGAAUUGAAAGAAAAGAAAAGAUAAAAGAGAGCAGGAUCCAAGAGAAAAGAAAGCCGUGGCAGAUUACUCGCGCCGAGAUAGAGUAUGGAAAGCGCGAUGUACAUAACGGAAUCGCAGAACAACAACCGGACAGCCGGUAAAUUCGCAUCGACGGGAAACAUACCGUCCCUGGUCGAGGAAUCGCUGACGGAACAGCAACAGGAGCAACAACAGGAGCAACAACAGGAGCAACAACCCGAUCAAGAGGAGGAACGGGAGCAACAGGAGCCGUCGAAUGACGACGAAAUGGUAUUGCAAGAAAGAGUAGGAAAGAUGCAUGCAAUCGCGACAGAAGAUUCGGGACGGUGCGUUUCUUUAGUCGAGGAAACUUUGGCGCAGCAAGGCCAGCGACAGGAAGUCGAAGGCGCAAAGGAAGACCCAAGCUCGGAUCAAUGUCCCACCGACGAUCGGCAUCUCGUCCAGCAAUACAAUUCAAAAUUGGACGUAUCUUUGAAGCGAUCCAUACCUUCCUUGAUCGAGGAGACGUUGACCAAGAGUAAGGAAAUUUUGAGAGAGGACGAUCAGAUGGAUCAAACCUCAAGAAAAUCCAUUCCGUCCUUGGUAGAGGACGCGAUGAUCCAGCAAGGCAACAAUUUGGAACAAAGGGGGCAGCAAAGUGCCCUGCUGGGAUCCAGGCCCUCGCUCCUCGAGGAACCCACAGCGCAGCAACGGAAUAAUUCGCAGAGGUCAGAGAGAAGCGAAAAGGAAUCGGGCAAAGAUUCAGCGCUUCGUUCCGCGAAGGAAAAUGCUCCGCCUAGGGGUUUUGAGAACGUGAAGCUACGUGAUAAGGAAAAGAGCCUCGAGGCCAAGCGGAUAUUCACGAAGGACUCCAUCCUGGGAAGUUCCGUGCCGUCGCUGCUCGAGGAGGAUUUGAAUGAUUUCGAGCAGGAGAGUCGUGAGAAAGUACCAAAGAGCAGAGGUCGCCGACACAGCGUCCUGGAGGAUCUUCGGGCACGGAGGGACUCCCUGUUCCAGCGUGCCAGGAGGGCGAGCACCUUCGACGAGGGGAAGGCCGGCAAGAAGGACAAGAGUAGUCUGGUCGAGGGCGAGGAGAAGCGUCGAAGCAGCGACGGUGGGCGUCGUGGCUCGGUCUUUUACGUGUCCGAGGAUCUCCUCGAGGAGAAUCAGGAGGCCGUGGACGCGGAGGCGGCCGCCGCUGCGGAACUCGUCGACCGCAAGGGGAGACGGAAAUCUUGGCAUCCUUUGGCAAAACCCCCGAAAAUCGAUCGGAAACGGCGCAAGGGAGUCGCCGGUGCGCCGCAGGUUUCGGCUUCCGAAGUUGGCAGCAACGACGGAAUUUACGUUAGACAGAAGAGACCGUCCUGGUGGAAUAUAUUCGUGCCAGACUCCGUCAGCAGGUCCCGACGGAUGUCUCAGGAUGUGACACAUUCCAGGUCGACUGAGAACCUCACAGUGCCUUACUUCAGGAGCAAGAGUCGCAGCGUGGAUCAUGGAUUUACAGCACCGUUCGACCUGGACGCACUUCGCAACAAAGUCGAAGGACGCUUCGAGUCGGUCGAUAAGCUUUCGAAAGAUUCCGAUACCGAAAGCAAGGAUGGUUCGACAACUCAGGAGAAGAAACACGGUCGUGUUUCUCAACCCAUUAAUACGAUUGCCUAUACGGUGAACGACAGGGAUACCCUGACUUCGGUAGCGGCCAGAUUUGACACUACACCUUCCGAGCUGACCAAAUUGAACAGACUGGGCAGCACCUUUAUUUAUGCGGGCCAGCAAUUGUGGGUACCUGCAAAGGGGGAAGGACGUCUAGGCGGUAGCGUUACAACGGAUGCACCCAGUCCUGAUCCUAACCAGGAUCAUGAGUCUCAGGAUGACCUACCACCCGAGGAAAAAGAACUUCUUGACAAUCUGCGGCCUGUCUCGCCAAAGCCGAGCCACCUGGACCGGGUAAAAACACCAUUGGGCAGUGCUGCGACCACUGUGGACGAUGAGGAGCAGCCAUACCGGGAGAGAUUCCUCAAAAUUAACGUUCGCCAUAUUACGGAUGGACAGGGCGUGGUAGGUGGUGUUUUAUUGGUUACACCCAACGCUGUCAUGUUCGAUCCGAAUGUCUCGGAUCCUCUGGUGAUCGAGCACGGUGCUGAAUCGUACGGUGUGAUUGCGCCGAUGGAAUUCGUCGUCAAUGCUGCCAUUUACUAUGAUAUCGCUCACAUGCGCGUCGGGCAUACAGAGUCCUAUGGGACUGACAAGAAACCGGAAAUCUACUAUAUGAAGAAGCCGAAUCAGGAAGGACGCAGCAAAUGUCAGUCGCCUGGGAAGGAUGAACAUUUUCCAGAAUUGACUGCCGACGAUAGCGAAUCCGUCUGCAGCUGCGCUGAACGCGACGGCGACGCCUUUCCCAAGGCUUUUGAAAGAGAUCUUGUCACGCCUACCAAUCUUCAAAAUGAAGAAGGAUCAGCUACGACCAAAGAUAAGGAGAAGGAUCAAGAGAAGUUAAAAGAUAAAGAAAAAGAGCCAAGCGGGCAGGCUAGUCGAACCCUGGAGGAGCGCAGGCGAUCGAUGCUCGAUCAUCAUUGGGCGGUUCCUAGCAAAGAUCGACUGUCAUUUUCCGUCGAUGACGAGCAGCAGGAUUCUCUGAGCUCUGAAAAGGCGGAACCCGUAAAAGCCAAUACAAUUCCUGAAGACGAGGAGGGAUCUCUAGUCAAGUUGUCAUGCCACGACUCGGGUAUUGACAUUCGUGAUCCUAAUCCUCCUCUUCCGAUUGUUCAACCAAUCCCAUCGAAGAAGGUUUAUUCGGAUGCCGAUAUUGUCCUCUCCUCUGAUUGGGUACCUCCAAUUACGAUCGCUCCCACUAACGUCACCAACACUAGUUCCGACAGUGGACACGCAAGUACCAACGGUCGCAAGAAAGCCAGUUCAGUGUCCUUUAGUCUCGACAGCAACACUGAGGAAAUCGAAAAGGACGACGAGCACAAGGACGACGAUAGGCAGGAGACUCGCAAGAAUAAGAUGCUAAAACGACUAUCAUACCCCUUGUCCUGGAUGGAAGGACUGACCGCCGAGAAAGAGGAUGAAUCGAAACCAGUACCUGAAAAGGGAUCUAGCUUACCGAACAGUGCGGAUGCACAUCAUUCCUCUGUAUUCAGCAAAGUAUUCUCCAGCUCGCCCAUCAACCUGGUGAGUGACUUUAGCCAGGGCCUGUUCGCUAAAACGCCCAGCGAGGAGAGUGGAGGCGGCCGGGCGGGAGGAACACCUCCGCCGUUAGGUGCCGCCUCGCUCUCUCAGGACUCUGCCAAUCCUCAAUUCUCACCAGGUCCCAUAGGCCUCAUCGGGCGUUCCUCCGUGGGUACCUUCAUACGGCAGCAACCACUGACGUCAUCCGGCAGCAGCAGCGUCGACAGCAGUCGUGGAAGUAAAACGUCAACCGCACCGCCGCGUCUCGAUUAUCGCAGCAUGGUGUCUGUGGACGACAUGCCCGAACUUUUCGUUAGCUUUGACAUCCAAGCACCUAAUUUCCCCGAACUCGAAGGCCUCGAACUGAUACCACGACCCGCGAGAUCCUGCGAGGACCCACCCCUUUACCUGAGGCUGCGCACAGGAAGACCCAAGGGUAAGAAGAUACCAAGAUCGACGCCGAUAAUGAGCUAUGGAAAGAAAAAGCUACGACCGGAAUAUUGGUUCAGCGUUCCGCGCAAUAGGGUCGAUGACCUGUACAGGUUCAUCCAUGCAUGGGUUCCUGCUCUUUAUGGAGAACUCGACGAGAAUCUAUGGCGUGAACGUGGCUACAUUCUCUCCGAUACGGAGACGGACCUUUCGCCCGAACUGUCACCUCACGACGGGGACCCGAGUGAACUUGCCGAGGAAGGGAAAACUGGUCCGCGCGACACCGACGACAUCUCUGAGCUCACUCGGGAAUCAUGGGAGCUGAUAAAGGCACCCUACGUAAAGCUCUACAGCAUCUUGAAGACCUCGAGCGCAUCUGCAGACUCUGAACAGGCCCAGGAUCCCGAGGUCCUGUCUAUGAGCGAGGAGCUCAGGCGAGCACUCUAUGCGAGUAGUGCUGUCUCCCUGGACUCGGACGUCAUCGUUCCGGACUUGGUUGGAACAACGGAAAUUCUUAGCGACGAGCACAGGGAGCACCUCUGUCGUCACCUGCCAGCCAGAGCCGAAGGAUACCUGUGGACCCUGGUAUUCAGUACGAGUCAACAUGGGUUCAGUUUGAACAGCAUGUAUCGCAAGAUGGCGAGACUCGAGAGCCCCAUUUUGCUUGUGAUCGAAGACACCGAAGGCAACGUUUUUGGUGCUCUGACCUCCUGUUCGCUGCACGUCAGCGACCACUUCUACGGAACCGGGGAAUCUCUUCUGUUCAGGUUCACACCAAGGUUCCAGGCGUUCAACUGGACGGGCGAUAACCUCUACUUCAUUAAAGGCAACAACGAGAGUUUGGCCAUUGGCGCUGGAGAUGGUAAAUUUGGUCUGUGGCUUGACGGUGACCUGUAUCAGGGCAGAACGCAGUCGUGCAGCACCUACGGUAACGAGCCGUUGGCGCCGCACGAGGACUUUGUCGUUAAGACCCUUGAGUGCUGGGCAUUCAUAUAGGAUCAGGGGCCAGGGCUGGCCAUAUCGUCCUGCUCCUCGCCCAACCUUACGUGAAAGGUCGAUCGGCCAAUCAGAAAGAAAACUCCGGCUAGAGAUUAGAGAGGAGAAGAGGCAAUGGGGAAAGAGAAUUUGGAGACCGCGGAGUCCCGCCGGCCGGAAACUCUCGAAUUGUGUUUGGUGCAUUUCGGAUGAAAAGAGAUUCAGAGACUCUCAGUCUUGACUAGAAGAGGAUCGUUGAACGAGCUGCUGGAAAUCCUUGAUAAAAGUUGUUCGGAUCCGAGAAAAAGAAUGAAGAAUAACGAAGGAGUGACUUCGAAGCGGAACUCGAGUCGCGACGAAGUGCCAAGAAGAUGCUCGAAGCGGUGCUCGGCGAAAAUGAAGUCUGUUUUUGUGUCGCGUUUGCACGGAACUAGUGUCCAAUUAUUGUCGUUUAUUUUUAUAUAUACAUAUAUGCAUAUAAUAAUUAGCUUAUUUAUUUUAUCGAAUUUCUUCUUUGUCUACUUUUUUUUUCUAUUUCUUUCACACUACAUUGUAUCACGAUCUUACUUCUCUUUCAAGUUUUCCCUUUUUUAUUUCUUUUUAUUUGUUACACACAUGAGUUUUCGAAUUUGAAUAGAAUUUUGAGGAUAACUAGGACUACGAGAAUCCUACUUAUCUGUCAAUAAAAUGGAUCGUCGUGACGUUGUCGAAAUUAGCGAGAACAGUAGGUAUACCUAUAUACACGCGAAUACCUUAUUUAGAUGUGUUCGGUGGCAACAGAGAAAUUUUUGAAAUCCAAUUUAUCACGCUACGCGACUCAACACGCGAUGCUACGAAGCAACAAAAAAUGCUAACGCUCUAACUGUUUAUUGUUGAUGUGUAGAUAAUGUAGAUAGUCUAUGUAAAUAUAUAUUACUUCUAAUAAGAGAACAGUAGAAAUUUUGUGCUGUUGAAAUCAAACGCUAAUUGGCGCGCCUCGUUUUUCCGGCAUCUGUCAUGAAGACAUAAGUUGCCCAUUUGUUCAUUUACCGAUCACGUUGCUGCAUGACAUUACAAUUUAGAGUUUCUCUCCUUCUUGAAAUGUCGCAACGUAAUACGGAUCUGUCAUUUUGUGCAUCAUGUUGCCAGGCGACAUUGAUAAGACGCCAGAACACGUUGCGCCCUAUAUUAACGUGUUGAAGGGAUUUAAAUAUAACUGGCAAAAAAUUAAACACGAGUAUCUAUUACAUGUGGAACACACGAGAAGAUGAGAAACAUUGAAAAUUUUGCGCCUAAAAUAAGAAGACGGAUUCAAUUUCGAAAAGAUCACGAACCCGGUAGUCGUGCUCUUCCCGGGAAGGAAGAGGAAAGAAUAAACAUCUAUGUUAAAGAAAAAGAUAUCUGUUCGACCUUCGACAGUCUAUCUACUCUUCAUGGUGAAUUAGCAAGAGGAACUGAACACUAACAACGAAGUCUUGAUAGCCUUACAAGCUCACUUUUCGUUUCUUUUCAUUUUUCCCCUUGAGCACUCCUAAUAAUUUCUAUGGUAGUUUUCUCUUUACGUGGGCAUACGUGAAAGUAACAACAGACUUGUGCUUAAAACAUGAUUAUCGUAGAAAAGAGAUAGGCAAUAACGUAUAUCGCUACACACUUGUAUAUGCGGUGUGUCUUUUUGCUUUUUGACAAUCUGUUCAGUGCAAUUGUAAUCGUCACUCUGAGGAUACGAAUUUCCAUGAUUAUCAUUAUUGAUAUUGCCUGUAUUUCUUUUCCGGCUGUAAUUAUUAACGUUGCGUUUGCCCUCUUAGCCCGUAAGGGAACUCCAUAAAAUAUGAUUUCAUUAAUAAAACUUAAGAGGUACAUACAAAGAUAAUAAUCGAUAUUUAUCGUGAUUCGUUGAUUAAACUGAAGAGCACUGGGACGUCAGAAAGAAAGGAUAGCCACAAUGGUUCCUCUUUUAAAUAAUUGAGGCUGAAAGGGUUGAAAACAAUCACGUUUUCCUACACCUCGAAAGGUGAGGCUGGUUCGAUGUUUUAUGUGAUGAUACUUUAAUACCACGAUGAAACACUUGUCGCGCUUUGAUCUUUCGAGAUUCUUCCUCGAAUCUUUCCUACGUCAACUUUUGAUACUCGGCUAGGAAGGAUCAAGGAUUUCAAGAGAAAGAGGAGUGAUCAAUGAUAAAAAAAAAGAUUAUGGAAUAUUCUAUUUGGAUCUUGUUGAUCGAUGUAUCUAUGACGCAUGGGGGAACCCUGGGAACCCUUGGAAUUGACAAAUACGCAAAGACAUCGAAAAGAAUAAUUAUUGUGAAAUUAGGAUGAAACAAUUAAUACGGGGAAGAUUGCGAUGCCGAAAGAACCAGCGAAUCACAUAAUUGUGCUUGUUGUAGAUUGAAAUUUGCAAUUAGGUAUCGAGGAAUAUUUGCAAGUUGGCACGAGGAAAGGAAAUAAAAAGAAAAGGCAACUUCACGUAGAGAAAACAAGCUUUCGGUAGAGUAGACUACUAUAGGUUUGGCAAAUAUAUAUUGAGUAUAAAGAGGAAGUAAUGGAAACAUAUAUGACACGUAAAAUUAGACAAGUUAAUCGGACUAGGCUGUAAUUUAGAGGCUAAAGUGAUCUUGUGAUAUAUACGAUGCGUAUCGACCGUUUUCAUGACUUAUGCAAGUGACAGAAAACCAGAUGGAGAACUCAUUCCGGUCGUUCUUCUAUGUAUCGUGACAAAAUUUAUUUUACAUAUGGCAUACUAUUUUUUUAAAACGUCUCAUUGCCAAAACCGACUAUUAAGUUUAAUUGGGAUUGCUCAGCAUGGAAAUUAGAUCAUCUGGGAGCGGUCGAUGGCGAAUUAAAAAACUGAUAGAAAAAGCGAAAAAAAAAUAAAGCACGCGAUAGCAAUUCAAUAGUUGUCAGGAUGAAUACGUUUUACUGCGUUGUGAUUCGUUAGGCCUGUAGAAGUUAAAUGUGAAUUUAUCAAUUGGAAGGAAAAACACAGUUUAGGUUGAUUGGGGUAAAGCGUCUAUUAUCGAUACCACACCUCUAUUAGUACUUACACGACAGAAAAAAAGAAAUAAAGUUUGAAACUUUUCAACGCGAUGAAACGGCCUGUACAAGUUCGCAUAUCAGCAAGAAAUUGCGACACGCGUGUGCGUAUCAUUCGUACUUCAGGAAGAAAGAAUGGUGAAUUUCUACGAGAGCCAAUGGAAUUUUCUUGAACAUUUUUUUCUCUGUCUCUCACAAAACGACCACCUUGUACUCGUCUGAAAUAGCCUGUAGUCACGUAUUCGCAGAUCGUGAAAAUGAGCUAGGAGCGAAGUGAACCUUUUGAACAUUGUCAAUUAGAUUCAGACUGACUGCAGGGAUUGAACCACGUGUAAACACAAUUUCGUGUUGUUCGGUGAAAAUUCGCUUUUUACUUUGGAAAAUAUUUUUCAUCUUUUUUUCUUUCUCCAAUUCCCGCUACUUGUCUCAGUUGUGUGCCUGAGAAUUUGCAUACCUAUGUACUUGCGAGCGUGUCUAUCUCUGAGUGCAUGUAUGUGUCUUUAAUCGUGGUCGUUGUCUGCUAGUGCCCCCACAAUGACAGAAUGCUAAACUUGCGCCAAAGGAAAGAUCGGCGGGUCCAUUCGGAUAAGUGUACAAAAUGAUAAGAAAAAAAAGGAUCAAAAUCUAAACGCGAUUUAGACUCGUCGCAUUUGCCACAAAUGAACUGUCAACACACCUCAUUGAAAUCCAAUUAAAUUUAUAUGAAAUUCCAUUGACAUUUCCCUUUCACGAUUGGUAACACGUACUCGUAAAAUUGGUACAACCGUCUUACGUUAAAAUCCGAGAAAUAACGAACUUCAAUAUCGCCAUCUAACUGUCGCCGGCAUUAAAACGCUCCCACACGAAAAUCGAAUGCUCGUUGUUCUUCGACAGAUCGAACGAGUUAUCAGCGCGAGAAUCGACAGGAAUCGAGAAUAGUUUGAAAGCCUAACGAGCGCACGCCGGUCGUCAGAGGUACUAAAAUGCGGAGGAGGCCCAGGUUUACCAACCGCGAACAAACCUACCGAUCGGGCUCCAUGUACGUUAUAUUGUUGGAACGAAGUAAAGAAGGUUCCGGUAGGAGGGCUCAUCUCGUGAGAAACUCUGGACCAAUAAAAAUUUUACACUUCUAUAAAACUUAACGCCUGACUGAGCAUACAGUGCCCUCGGACCCGAGUUGAUGCGCGAGUACAGGUAGAGGCAAAAUUGUUUAUCCAGUAGAUACCCUAAAUGCCGUCUACUAUACUAAAAACUAUAUAUAUUUAAUCAUGUGGUCCACUGCAGCUUCCGAUCCAACAGCCAACACCUCGAUGCCCAAUUAUGCACGUGCAGCUAGAAAAAAGAGAAAUCUGCAGGCGAAUUCUCCAAGAAUUCUCCACGUUGGAUGCCAAUGAAAAUACAUUAUUUUUCUGCAAAAUUUAUUUUACUUAUCACACUGGCCGACGAGAUACUUGAAUAUGCGGAAGACAAUAAUCCUCAAAGAUUUUCUCAUUCUCGCGACGCAGCUUCGACUAUUGCAAUUACGAUGUAUCCUGCGCCUGCAGCUUUACUUCAGAGUUGAUUCGGAACUUCAGCGACCAGACAUGAAUAAAUGUUGUGUACAAAGCUGUAUAAAUACGUGUGCGUAUAACGAAAGAGAAAAAGCUGAAUAUGCACAUGUAUGUACUCCGUGUAUAUCCAACUAAUUGUAACAUAUUACCAGCUACGGUAUGCAUAUGCAUAUGUUAUAUAUUUAUGAAGUAUGUAUACAAUGAUGAAAGUACAGGUCGUUCCAGUCGCGUUGCAGCCAAUCAUCUUGUUUUCCCAAUGCUCCAGUUCUCUACUACGACUGACUGCAAAUGAAAUUGCGUUUGAUCCUCCUUACGUGGAAACUGUUUAAAAAUAAUAGAUCCGCACUCGAUAAGCCAGAAAAUUACAAUUCGACUGGAAGGCCCUGUACGAUUGUAUAAUUGAGAAGCCCACGAUGCCGAUGUGAGUAGCACUGCAUUUAGUGAAUUAAGGUUAGAGAAGACGAAUUUGACGUAGGAGCAAUGAAGAGAGGAAACCGCAGUCAAUAUCGCGAGAGUCGAACCUAAUUAGGGAUCAUUAUUGACUCACGAUCCCUAAUUAAGGAUUCUAGAUUAUUUUGAUCGAUUAACAAUAAUAUACGAGGAUCGAGAUACUGAGAUCGUCGCGUAGGUCGAUCGCGUUGUUUACCCUAAAAGAAUAACUAUACUGUGCGUUCUAUACAUAAUGUUGUAAUCACAGCGAGUCUGCUCUGUUGCGAGACUACGGUGAUGCCCUGGUGUUGAAAA